AUGCCGUCGUCAGAACGCCACAUCCAAGUCCACGACCGCUACUCCCAUCCCCUCUUCAAAUUCUCCCUUCCCUCAAACCUCACAACACUAGAAUUUCACUCGCUACUACCCAACUCCCUCUCCCCCCAACGGCCCGCCUUCACCUUCCCCGCCCUGCUCAACUGGCUCACCCGCCUGUGCGCAAACCUCGAUCGACAAAAUGAACCAGCCCACCCCUUCCACAAACACCCGUACAAGCUGCGCAGCUUGGAUAUCCAAGCUGUAGACUGGUUCUGGCGUGAUAUGCCGGGCAAGGAAGAUAAGCUGGGCUUUAUGAAGUUACAGGCGGAGGUUACCACGGAUGUGUAUGUGCAUGAGGGAGAGGAGAAGGAGAGGAGUGAUUGGUUGCCUGGAGCGGUGUUUUUGAGGGGUGGGAGUGUGGGGAUUCUGACGAAGAGAGCUGAUACACAUCAGAUCGUCGUCCAACCCUCCGACGCAACAAACGACGACGAAAAACACGUCAUUCUAACAAUCCAGCCUCGCAUCGCAGCAGGCUCUCUCGCCUUCGCUGAAAUCCCAGCCGGCAUGCUCGACGGGAAUUCUUUCAAGGGCACGGCUGCGAAUGAGAUUGCCGAAGAAGCAAAACUCGUCGUUAAGGAAAGUGAUCUCAUCAACAUGUCCGAACUCUCUCUUCCCGAUACAGACACGCAAGAAAACAUCGAGGCGGCCAUGUAUCCCAGUCCCGGUGCGUGCGACGAGUUCAUUCCACUGUUUCUGUGUCAGAAACGGCUGUCGAGAAAGCACAUGGAGUGGUUGAAGGGCAAGGCGACGGGGCUGAGGGAUGAGGGCGAGAACAUCACGUUGAAGCUUGUGCCGCUGGAUAAGGCGUGGAAGGAAGGCAGUAGAGAUGGGAAAACGCUGGCUGCGUUGGCGUUGUAUCAGGGGCUUAAGGGGGAGGGGAAAAUUCCUGAGAUGCCGAAGGAGGUGGAAGAGGAGCCUGAGGAGUUGGAGUGA
Parastagonospora nodorum SN15 is the source of this 993-nucleotide messenger RNA. RefSeq lists its product as hypothetical. The coding region runs from base 1 to 993 and encodes 330 amino acids. Gene Ontology annotation, biological process: nucleoside phosphate metabolic process; ribose phosphate metabolic process. The record is from RefSeq and is a predicted model, not a curated record. The transcript has 2 exons. Gene Ontology annotation, molecular function: ADP-glucose pyrophosphatase activity; ADP-ribose pyrophosphatase activity. NCBI's taxonomy places the organism in Eukaryota, Fungi, Ascomycota, Dothideomycetes, Pleosporales, Phaeosphaeriaceae.